Molecule: messenger RNA, 4033 nt
Organism: Hipposideros armiger (great roundleaf bat)
Lineage: Eukaryota; Metazoa; Chordata; Mammalia; Chiroptera; Hipposideridae
Gene: EPHX3
Product: epoxide hydrolase 3
Exons: 7
Coding region: 641-1549 (302 amino acids)
Molecular function (GO): catalytic activity
Source: RefSeq, a predicted model, not a curated record
AUUGGCCCAGCCCUCUCCCUCGGACCCUCGCCCAACGUUAGACUUUGCCUUCUCUAGGUUCCGCCUUCUCUCCGUCCACCCUACUAAGCCACGCCCCCAUCCCUUAACGCUCCUGAGCCAAGUUCGGUCCACCCUUUCGGCCCGUAGGCCACACCCACCCUUCAGUGCCCCGCCCCUUUGCUCCAGUCUCGGCCCGUUUCGCCCUGGAAGUCCCCUUUCCUGUUUGUACAGGACCCUGUCUCCCUCUAGACUUUAGGCCCCACCCACCCACCUGCUGCGGGAGUCCGCCCUCUUCUUAAGCCCCGCCCGCCGUUCUAGCCCCUCACACCUCUUCUCAAGGUUCCUCCCUAUCUACCGAAGCAUGGUCCUCGCAGGCUCCACCCCCGCACCCUAACCUGGCUCCCUGUGGCCGUCACGCCCAGGUGUUUACUUGGCACUCAGGUAAGUCGUGUGCUGUGGCGGUUUCGAUCUGAGCCUCCCGCCCCUUCUCUCGGCACGUUCAGCAAGCUCCGACGGCACGGAGGGAUCCCAGGCCAAAGGCGGUGGACUCCACCGUCCGGACCCCUCCUCUCCGCUGCGGCCCGCUCCCCCUGCGGUUCAGACCCCCGACGGUAGCACGGUCGUCCCCGAACGCGGCGACAUGCCCGAGCUCGUGGUGACCGCUCUACUGGCGCCGUCGCGUCUCACUCUGAAGCUGCUGCGCGCCUUCAUUUGGAUCCUGGUGUACUCCGCUGCGCUGGUGGCCGCAGCAGCCUACGGCUGCAUCGCGUUCACACACGUGCUGUGCCGGCCCAGGCGUGGCUGCUGCGGGCGCCCCCGGCGCACCCCACCAGCCUGUUUGAGCGACCCGGUACUGGGAGAGCACUGCUUCCUGACCCUCAAGAGUUCCGGCCUGCGCCUGCACUAUGUCUCCGCCGGUCGCGGCAAGGGGCCCCUCAUGUUGUUUCUGCACGGCUUCCCGGAGAACUGGUUUUCCUGGCGCUACCAGCUCCGGGAAUUCCAGAGCCGCUUCCAUGUGGUGGCUGUGGACCUGCGUGGAUACGGCUCCUCUGACGCACCCAGGGACGUGGACUGUUACACUAUCGACCUGCUGAUGGCAGACAUCCAGGAUGUCAUCCUGGGCCUGGGUUACUCUAAGUGCAUCAUCGUGGCCCACGACUGGGGUGCACUCCUCGCCUGGAAUUUCUCCAUCUACUACCCAUCCCUGGUGGAGCGGAUGGUGGUGGUCAGUGCUGCCCCCAUGUCGGUGUACCAAGACUACUCAAUACGUCACAUCGGACAGUUUUUCCGUUCCAACUACAUGUUCCUGUUCCAACUGCCCUGGCUGCCGGAGAAGUUGCUGUCCAUGUCUGACUUCCAGAUCCUCAAGACCACCCUCACUCACCACAAGAGGGGCAUCCCACACUUGAGCCCCAACGAGCUCGAGGCCUUCCUUUAUGACUUCUCACAGCCCAAUGGCCUUACUGGGCCCCUCAAUUACUAUAGAAACAUCUUCAGGGCAGGAACUGGCUCUGUGUUGGUACCCUGGAACCAACUAGGGACUCAGUGAUAUGUUUGUUGAAAGACUGAAUGAAGAAGAGCUGCCUCUCAGAGUGAGCUAUCAGGUAAAAGGAGCUUUCUGGGUAUGAGAAGGGAGCUUGCAGCAGUGGGCAUAGCGUGUGCAGAGAUGGGGAAGGAUGGGAGACAGGAAAGUGAGACUGAUGAGGUGAGAAGGGUAUCACUCUGGGCAGUGGGGAGCCAUGGAGGGUUUGAGCAUGAGAGGGCCCUAGGGAGGCAGUGGCUAGAUCUGCUGCCCAUAACCCCUGGGGUCCAGUCAUCCCACUCUUGCCCAGGACUCACACCCGGCAGCCCUCACCCCUGCUCGUUCUGGUUAGGCUCCCACGACCCACUGUCUGGGCAUGAAGGCCUGGCCCCAGCUUCCGUGCAGAGGGCAGGACUGUGGUCCUGGGAGGAGAAGCCAAGGGCACGUUCUCAGGUUCCUGGUCAGCGGGCCCAGGCCCAGCAGCUGUGUCUUGGCCUGGCCCCAGGACCCGCAUCCCUGGGGACUGAACUCAUUGAGGAGAAAUGCAGUCCCCAGCCAAGGCAACCAGCAGGAGCAGGAGGGAGGGCUGAAGCCCUCCUUACCCCCACCAUGUUGGGAAUUGUGUGGCUACCCGCUGCAAGGCCGUGGGAAUGGUCACUCUGACUGUCCUGUCCCCCCAGGGAUCAGGACACCUUGGGCUGGUCCUGCCACAGUGGCUAGAGGACAGCAGCAGAGCCCUGGAGUCAGAACCCCUCCUUCUGCUUGCUGACUGGGUCCCCUCUGAAUUGUGGGGGCUUCAAAAGGGACUGGCACAUAGUAGGGGCUCUGUAAACAUGUCUUUCUUCCUUUUGUCCCCACUCCCUACAUGCCAUCCUCAGCCUGUUUUCACCAUUACUGCUCCCUCUCUGUCUCUCUGCCACAGACCAGGGGCUGCUGUAUCAUACACAGUCACAGACUCUGGACUUCCUGCCUUGCAAAUGGUGUGCCCAGUUCCUUGGUUGCUCCUUGAGACGGGAAGCUCAGCAUCUCCUACAGCAUCCAUUCCAGCAGAAAACCCUUUCUCAGAUGGCUCAGGGGAGGAAUUAGCCCCCCCCUCCUGGAGCCCCUACCUUUGCCCCUGAGCUCCUAGAUUCUUUUAUGGACCCCCAGGCCCCCAGAAUGGUACUGAAGAGAGUGGCUGAGCUCCCUGUGGCAACUUUUCUGGGAUGGGCAUCUCAACUCCUUCAGCCGCUUCCUGAGUCACCAAACCCUCCAAUGUCACCCCUUAUGUGCCCACCCCAUUCUGGGUGAUGCUUGGCCCCCAGGGAGCUCCCAGUCUAGGGAAGAAACAGCAGGACACAGAUACCUGCAGCCCCUUGUGGGCAAGGCUGAGCCAGAGGGCAGGAGGGCGCUAGUAAAGCCUGGGGCAGCAGAGGAGCUAGGUCUGGGGGUGCAGAGAGGGCUUCCUGGAGCUGGAACCUUGAAGAAUGAACAGGAGUUCAUGAGGAACAGGAAUGGGGGGAGGGAAGUCAUGCUAGAAAGAGGGACUGGUAUGGGCAAAAGGGUAGCAUGUACAGGAAAUAGCAUAGUAUGUCCUAUAACUAUAAGAAAACACAUUUCCAAAGAGAACAUAUUUGCUAUGAGUUCAUGCUUCGGGAGGAAGCAAAAGGGUGCUUCUGUCCAGCUGGGUGCCUCUGUUCCAGGCAGAGGGCAAAGGCCAGGAACGUGCAAGGCCUGCCGGGUGAAGAUGGAGUUUGGUUCAGUCUGAUGAUGAGGGGGGCAGGAGGGUCUGGAGAUAGACAGAGGUGAUGGUUACACUAAAUGCCAUUGAACUGAACACGUUAAAGUGGUAAGUGAUUAACUUUAUCUCAAUUUAAAAAAAUUAUCAGAGGAAAUCAUUAACAAAUGACAAAACCAGUGACUGAAGGUUUGAUGGACACCGACCCAAGUCUACCAGGCCAGGGGGCUUGGCUUUCCUCCUGGGAUGAUGAGCAUGGGGAGGACUCAAGCUGCGCCAGCCCCAUGGGCCUGUUGACUCAGCACACUCCUUGUGAGUCAGACUGUGCCCCUUCUUAUGCAAUUUUUGUUUUUUUCUCUUCCCAAUCCCCACCCCCACCUCUCGAGCUCCAUGCAGCCUGGAGUCACUCAGACCUGGGUUCCAAUCUCAGCUCUUCCUCCAGCAAGUCACCAUAAAAUGUGCAGAUACCCUCCCCAUGGGGCUGUAUUCGUAUAAUGGGUGAAUAGCUCCCCUCCCAGAUAGGGGCUGCUCUCAUAAGAUGGGAGUGGCAGAGCAUCCUCAGUUCCUGUUCCCUGGAGCUGGACUAUCUGCCAGCCUCAACAGGGCUGGGGGUCAUCUCUGAUGCCGGGCACUGGUCAGUCAUUCAACUUUCACCCUUGGCUUUUUAUGCUUCUCCUUUCUGUCUAAUGGUACUUCUCUGCCUCCUUCACCUCUUCCUCUUCCAGCAUUUAAAAAUUAUCCAAGGGCCGGCCGAGUGGCUCAGUUGGUGAAGAGUUGGCUUAAGAGUACGAGCU